GAGUCAGCGCUCAGGGCGGAACGUUUGUGAGGAGCUCUGUGUUGUGUGCAGGGAGGUUGCGGACGGCCCGGCUGCAGCACCAGGAAGAACCACAGAGGGGACGGUUCGAUGGCAGAGUUGGAGAGGUUGGCGGAUGAACUUCUGGCAAAGCCCUGGAGCCCCGUGCACAUCGAGGACUCUCCCUUCCUGCUGAAGGCCUCGUUCAGCCAAGCCGCCUACAGGCUGAUGCUCUCCGAUCUCAGCAGCGUCUGGUGGGAGGAGGUCGACUCGGACAGUCUCAAGCAGAGGGCACAGGAAUUGAACAAGCGUCUCAAGGCGCCGGCGUCUGCGUUCUGCCGCCACCUCUCUGGGCUGCUGGAACCUCUGCUGAGAAACGGGGGCCGCAGAUUACUCCCCGGCUUCACGUGCCAGCGAGCCGGCAGCGGGCUCACGGUCAGCUUGAGGAGCGAACUGGCUGAAGUCCCCUUCUAUUGGGCUUUCCGCUGUGUCGAAGCCCCCCUCAGCAUGGUAUCCCACCACAUGGUCUGUCCACUACUGACCAUGAUGCAGGCUCUGCACAGGCAGACUGUGGACCUCACACUGCUCUUACAGAGGAAGGACGCUGAGAUUCUGGACUACAAGGAAAGCGGAGGCGUGCUCAGUCGUGAUCGCUUGGCCACUGAUGUUUUCAAUGCGGUGGAGUUCAAGGAAAGAUUUAUCGCAGAGGUAAGAAUGGUUGAAUUGGCAUCUUCUUCUUCUUCUUGAGUUUGAGGCAGCAGCGGUUACGUAACGGCCU
Amblyraja radiata (thorny skate) is the source of this 775-nucleotide messenger RNA. RefSeq names its product nonhomologous end-joining factor 1 (gene nhej1). Lineage: Eukaryota; Metazoa; Chordata; Chondrichthyes; Rajiformes; Rajidae. The transcript has 5 exons. Gene Ontology annotation, biological process: double-strand break repair via nonhomologous end joining. Gene Ontology annotation, cellular component: nucleus; DNA ligase IV complex. The record is from RefSeq and is a predicted model, not a curated record. Gene Ontology annotation, molecular function: DNA end binding. The coding region runs from base 109 to 744 and encodes 211 amino acids.